Stylonychia lemnae is the source of this 1737-nucleotide messenger RNA. The record is from the annotation of a GenBank genome assembly. NCBI's taxonomy places the organism in Eukaryota, Ciliophora, Spirotrichea, Sporadotrichida, Oxytrichidae.
AUGUAGUAAAAUUACAAUUAGAGAAAUAAUGAUGAUGGAAUGUCAAAUAUUUAAGAGGAAACAGUACCUGAGGAGAUAAUAUCUCCAACUUAAUCUAUGAAAGAAAAAAUGAGAUUUUAAGCUAUAACUAAAUAUGGAAGGGUAGAAGAAAAAUUAAAGAAAUAUGACACUGGGAGUAUUAUCGAAUAAAAAUAAAGUAAUCCACUAUUGAAAAACAAAGGCUACAUAGCUGACGAUUGGAAAUGGGAGUAGUCUUUGAAAAAGGAAAUUGAAAUGAUGAAAUUCUAAAAGGAUAGAGCGAGAAACAAGACAUUCAACACUGGUUAAUUAUCUGAGAUACAAAAGAAUAUUAAUGGGAAAUAAAUGAAUCCUCCUGGAGGUCACAGGGAUUCUGGCAAGAAUACAGUUCUUAGCUGUUUUAAUUUGAAUCAAUCAACCAAUCAUGCGGGGCCAUAAUCCAAUAAUAUUAAUAUCAGGGAUAUGCAAUCACAUAAUAAGGACUCUAAUAAUAGGUUGACUUUUAAGACAAUUAAUGACAAUACUUGGGAUGCAUCUAGUAAAUAAGAAGUGCAAGUAAGAAAUUCUCUAUUAACUAAUGAACAUUCUCCUUAAAAUAGAUUUAAAAGUAUCUUAUUCUUGAUUUUUACUAAUUUAGAUAGUAACUAAUUUAUCCGAUCAAGUUUGGACAAUGAAGAGCAAAAGUAAAUCAGACCAUCCCCAGAGCAAUAAACCUAUCGCGAUAAGUUGUAGCCAAGGAAUAAACUCAGCAGCAUGAAAGGCUUAAGAUACAAAAAUCUACAAAGUCUUGAUGCACAGUACAAGGAUGAAAUCCAGAAAUAUGCAGCCCCAUUAACAGGCUAGAUAUUCUGUGACAACUUAAUAUAAGAAAUCUAAGAGAAUUCUGAGGAACUAUAAUCAUCAGUCAAUGACUCUUAGUUUAAAAAAUCACAAACUGCUUAUGUCUCAAAAAGAGACUUAGAUACUUUGAUUGUAAAAAAACCAUACCAAAGAAUGAGAUCUGAAGCAGUUCUCACUGUAAAAAUUAAAAAGACCAUAGUCUUCGACUUAGACGAAACAUUAGUUCGAGCAUAAGAGCAAGUGCCUGAAUUCGGCUAUGACUAGAAGAUAUUAGUUAUCGAUGAAAACUAUUUUUGGUAUGUAAAGUGGAGACCAGGCUUGUUGGAUGCUCUUAACGAAUUAUCACAGCAUUUUGAGCUGAUUCUAUUUACAGCAGCGAAUUUUGCUUACGCUGAUAGGGUUCUGUAAACAUUCGAAGGGCACCAAUUUUUUUCACAUAUCUUGGUUAGAGAUUAAUGUCUCUUUGUGGACAGACAAAAAGUUUUCAUAAAAGAUCUAUAGAUUUUGACCAAUGGAAGGUCAUUGAAAGAUAUAAUUAUUGUAGAUAAUAAGAUUGAAUCCUAUAGUAGCAAUUUAGAAAAUGGGAUACCCAUUAAGUCUUACUAUGGUGAACUUGAUGAUGAUCGCUUACCUCACUUAGUUUAGCACUUAAUGAAGUUAAAAGACGUUAGAGAUGUUAGGACUUAGAUUUUGAAAGACUUUUUCCUAAAAGAGGUCACUGAUAAAUAAAGAUAGAACGAUGACAUUUUCGAUUCUGCUAGGAUUAAAUAAUGUGUCUUAAAUGAUAAAGAAAAGUAUUAGUAAUAGAAAGAACUUGAUAGGAGAAAGUUCUCUCGAAGCAAGAACAAUCAAAUCAUUGAAAUAGGAAGAUUUCUAUGA